UAUCCACAGUGAGAGGACAUCAUACAUCCUACCAAGAAAAAUAUGGACAGAGAAGAAUAUUCCAAGAUUUCAGAGUUGAGGAUCAUGCUGAUCGGGAGGGUUGGAGAUGACAAGACUAAAAUCAUGAACGUCUUCCUGAGAAGUUCAGAGGAAAAUGUGAAGCAGGCUCCUGAGAGUGCAAAAGUUUUUAUCUCUGACUCUGAAAAGUGUCACAUGGAAAAAAUAACCGUCAAAGGACAAAAGAUGGCCAUUGUUGACACUCCAGGCCUGUGUCACGCUGAUAAAAGUGACAGGGAUGUGAUGAAGGAGAUCAAAAAAUGUCUCUCGGAGGUUUCCCCUGGGCCUCACGUCUUCCUGUUAGUCCUGCCUUUGGAACCUUUCACACCUGAAUUACAGAACGUGGUGAAGAUUUUCAAGUCCUCCUUUGGCGAUUGUGUAAUUCAGUACACAAUGGUUUUAUUCCCAGAUGGAGAAAAGCUGGAGGAUGGAGACACAGACGACUUCAUUGGCCAAGAGGAAGAACUCCACAACUUUGUCAACGAUGAAUGUAAGGGGAGGCGGCAUGUUCUUAAGAAUAAUGACCGUCUCCCUGACAGCACUCUACUGGAUAUCCAACAAAUGGUUCGUGACAACGAGGGGAAACACUACACGGGUGACGAGGCUUUAAGAAAAAGAGAAAUUGCUUUGGCUGUAAAUGGCGGUGCUUUGGCUGGAGCGGCGGUGGGAGGAGCAGCGUCUCAAUCAGUUCCGAGCGUAAUCGGCAUCAUAGGAGGAUUGGCAGUCGGAGCGAUACUCGGUGGAGUGGUAGGAUGUCUGGGGUACAUUGCUGUAAAAAGAGCAAAGAAAAUUGGCCGUGUCCAACAGUGAAUUUUAUUUUGUCUAAUGGGAUUUAUUGCAAAGUUCAUACUGCAGAGCACUGACAGCAGGUCAAAGGUUUCCUGUGCAGCAGCUUUCGAUGUGUUUGAGUCUUUUAACUGACUGUCUUGUCUCCCAGUGGAUUUAUUGCCUCCUACUCCUUGCUGCUGAAAAACACCCCCACAGCCUGAUGCUGCCACCACCAUGUUACACUGCUGGGAUGGUACCGUUCAAUCUUGGUUUCAUCACACCAGAGUAUCUUGUAUCUCUGGGGCCUUUUUUGCAAACUCCAAGCAGGCUUUCAUGUAUUUUGCACUGAAGAGAGGCUUCCGUCGAGCCACUCUACCAUAAAGACCAGAUCACUGGAGGGCUGCUGGGAUGGAUGUCCCUCUGGAACUUUGUCCCACCUCCACACAGGAUCUAUGGGGCUCAGUCAGAGUGGCCACUGGGUUCUUGGUCACCUCUCUUACUACGGCCUUUCUCCCCUGAUUGUUCAGUUUGCUCGAAAAACAGCUGUUGGUCUUGGUUGUGCCAAACAUCUUCCAUUUGGGAAUCAUGGAGGCCACUGCGCUCUUAGGAACCUGCAGUGCAGGACAAUUUUUUGUAGCCUUCCACGGAUCUGUGCCUUGCAACAAUCCUUAAAUACUAUGUUAGAUACACCUGGCUUAUGCAAACUCAUACAUACUGUGAAACGUCUCAGUCAUGUUGAGCCACCCGUCCGGUAAGAAUACUCAGUUGAAACUAACUGCUAAGCUAAGCAAAAAAGUAAGGAAAACUACGUUUGACAGAUGAUGUCUUUGUUGUAACGGUGCCUCUUGGCAAUAAAUCUUACACCGUUUGAAAGCCUGUUUAUUUCCCUUUAAAAUGGUGCCACAUUUGUAAGGAACAUGCAUUUGUGGGAUGAGCAGCAGAGCUGAGGGUGUGGGUUGCGGCCAUAAAAAGUUUUCCUAAUCUUCUCUUCCAAUACCAAAAGAAAUAAUCCACCUAACACGAAUUUCCUUACUUUUUGUGUUAAGUUGGCAAAGAACUGAUCAAUGUGUCACUCAGUUGUCUGGAAAAAAAUGAGUGCAAUAUCACUUACUGUAGCAUGCACAGCUAGCCUCCAAACAUGAUGGUAACAGAGGGUAAGGGAUCUUUGUAAGUGUAUAUUUUUGGGGUUUUUUUGUUUGUUUGUUUUUUUGGGAAUAUGUGCGUUCUUCUAAUAAUUAGUGGUAAAUAUGUGAUUAUGUUAAGCUAAGAGACAAAUUUUGCUUGUUUCUUCUGCUAUUGCUCAGGUAAUUGGAGCUCAUGUAUCUUACUUUUGUGACUCCAUUUUUUUUAAUCUGUUGUUAUCCAUUGUUCCUACACUCCAUUACUGAGAUGUACUACCUAUGAAUAAGGUCAAACCCAGCUUAUUUUGAAUGUAUAUUCUGAUUUAGAACAGAGUUUACACUCCAACAACAUUUAAAGGGUUUCACCAGAUGGUAUCACUCCAACGUACGCCUAAGUUACUUCCCCUGGCUCUCCAUUCUAUCAAGAACCAGAACACCCUAUCCAAAUGUAAAUGUCUGAAAUGUAGGGGAAUGUGGGGAAUGUAGGGGUGGUUCAGAGGUGGACCUGCUGGUGUGUUUCAGAUUAUCAUCCUGCAUGUGCCCUACAGCCUGAGGUCAUGAACUGAAAAGCAAAGCAGCCCCAGUCCAUCACUCUACCACCACCUUGUUUGACUGUUGGCAAGUCGACCCACAGAGUUGUCUGGGCCCCUGACAAACACAAAGGAUUGGCCCUCCCCAGCUGUGAUUUAUUGAUGAUGUCAGUGUAUGUGUGUUGGAUUAGUAGCAUUGGUUCUAGGCCCUGGCUAAUAGUUUCUACUUUGUGGCUGAAAAGUUUGUCAAGCUGUUACUGGGUUUUAAUGCUCAAAAUAUCUGCUUGAUCACAGAGGUCCACUGGAGUCCAAAGCCUUAGAAAUGGCUGUUUCAUCAGGAAGAGGGUGAAUACUUUUCCAUGUGUUUAGAGGUCAAACAUGUUUAUCAAGGGAGGUGAACUAAACCUAGGGAGCAUUUUAUCUCUGUAUUCUUGUUUUUACCUGACAAAGAAGAGCACACAGAAAAGGGCUGAGUAUAACAUUCAUGAUGACUUUCUUUAUAAAAGCUAGGAUCAAGGAAAACUCUGUAUAUAGUAUUCCAGGUUGUUCUUCCAGGUGGAUUUGAUCUUUUUACUUUCAUUACAUCUCUUUGUCACAUACAUUGUGUUACAGGUGAUAUUUCAUGUGUUUAGUUUGAUAAGUUUGGGGAAUCUUCAGGUUUUUUAAGAAUGUAGAUUUAAUUCCUGCUGUUGUAUGAAUAUCAGGUGUUUCCUGUUAAAAUCAUGUUCUCUGGAUCAAAGAGGGUGUAGUGUCUUCAUGGUUUCUGCUGUAUUCUCAGUGUCAGAUUUCUGAUUGUCUUUUAUCAUUAAAACCCUCAGAUAAAUGA
Molecule: messenger RNA, 3302 nt
Organism: Cheilinus undulatus (humphead wrasse)
Lineage: Eukaryota; Metazoa; Chordata; Actinopteri; Labriformes; Labridae
Product: GTPase IMAP family member 9-like
Exons: 2
Coding region: 43-867 (274 amino acids)
Molecular function (GO): GTP binding
Source: RefSeq, a predicted model, not a curated record